Molecule: messenger RNA, 7100 nt
Organism: Danio aesculapii
Lineage: Eukaryota; Metazoa; Chordata; Actinopteri; Cypriniformes; Danionidae
Gene: znf638
Product: zinc finger protein 638
Cellular component (GO): nucleus
Molecular function (GO): RNA binding; zinc ion binding
Source: RefSeq, a predicted model, not a curated record
AGUGCUACAAGAUUUUUUGGGGGGGGCAGAAAACAUGAUAAAGAGCAAUAAGAAAAUUAAUUCCCAAGACAGCGCAAAAAAUGCCAUCUCAAGAAGCAAUGUCAACAAACAGCCCAAUAGCAUGGCUAUCUUCCCCCAACCAAAUGCCACAAAUAGCUUUUCAUUGUUCUUGGAAAGUUGCGUGCACCCUGUUCCAAAUUCCGUGAGACAUUUUGGGAAUCUGCCCAUCUUAAGCCCUGUCUCCCUGCAGUUGGAACAGAUAAAGACUCAGUUGGCACUGCACCAGCUGAAUGCAAUUGUUGGCACAAGUGUCACUCCGGCUGCAGUUUCUACACCUGCUUUGACCUUGCUCAACUUGCUUAAGGUCACUAUGUCGCAUCCAUUGUAUAAUCCCCGUGGAGGACCUUUCCCCAGCGGUCAAAGACCCAUCGUGCCCAGCCAGUAUGGUCUUGUGUCACAGCCUCGAAUGGAGAUGGGCACAGCCCAUCUUGGCCCAGGUUCCAUGUCUGGUUCUCGUGGAGGAUUGUUGGGCAACGCGCCCUUCUCAAUGGGACAAGGUCAGUCGCAGAUUUCUACAGAAAUUGAAGCUGCCAUUGACCGUAACCUUCGGGGAGCCCGUGAGGAAGUGCGCAUUAUUUCGCAAAUGCUUCAGCAACCCAAAAAAGCAGAUCCUCGUCUAAGAAACGACUCCAUGGAUGAUGUGCUUUCCUCCAGAGGCAGCGGGUUUUCAGGGUCUUCGAGAUCAGAUGAGGUGGACUGGUCCAUGUACCAAGCCCCAAGCAAACUCUUUGCGUCAAGCAUGGAUCGCCCUUCCAGUUCCUCUCCGCUGUUCAAGUCUGCAGGUUUUGGUGGAGGACCAAGUGGUUUGAGCAGCCAACGUCCGCCGGAACAGCGACCAAAUCGCUACACUUCAGAAAGUGCCACCAGCAUCCUAGCAAGCUUUGGACUUUCUAAUGAAGACCUAGAACUUCUAAGCCACUACCCAGAUGAUCAGCUGACUCCUGACAACCUACCGUUUAUUCUACGGGACAUUCGUAUGCGUAAGGUGAAGAGGGAUGUUGAUGAGAGACCUGACUACAAUAAAGUCAUUGACUAUGGACAUUCUAGUAAAUUUGACUAUCCUGAGGAGAGCUCAGAAAGUUACACAACUGAACACCUGCCUAAAGAGACUUCAAAGUAUGUGAGUAAGGUCUCUAGACCGGCCUUCACUGGUAGUGACAUCACAAAGCAACCUCAGAUGUGCCAAUCAGCUCCAGGCCCCAUACGUGUUCCAGACCUUCAGAAACCUUCACCAGUUGAUCUGAGACCCACUAAGACGAUCCCAGCGAGACCACCUGCUUCCCAGCCUGUUCCGACACCUUCCAGUCGACCUCCUCUGCAGGUACCGCCUCAGCUUGGUGUCCUUCCUAUGAUGUCCGUGGAUGACAUGCCUGGAGGUCCCAACUGGAUCCCGUUCCUGUCGCCACCAGUCAGCAUGCCCCCACUGAAGAGGCUACCGACUCCAACCAUGAUGAAUGAUUACUCUGCAGCUACUCCAAGAAUCUUUCCUCAUACAUGCUCUCUAUGUAACAUUGAAUGUGUCAAGAUUAAGGAUUGGCUCGAACAUCAGAACACAAAUGUUCACAUUGAGAACUGUAGGCGUCUUAGGAAACAAUACCCUGACUGGAAGGUUGAGUCUGUCGCUGUUUCAAGAUCUGAGUCUAAAUCUGAACACAGCAGCUCAAAGCGGCACGCCCGAUCACACUCAUACUCCAGGUCCCCCAGCCCAAAAAGACACCAUGACUCUUCAAGUCGACGCAAACGAUCGCGUUCCCGGUCUCGAUCCAGAUCCAGAUCUAGAUCUCGCUCCCGAUCCCGCUCCCGUGGCUCUAGAAGGUAUCGGCGUAGCAGAAGUCGCACCCGGUCCCCGCAUAGAAAGUCUCGAUCCAGUCCCUACAGACGAAGGUCGCGUAGUCCACCGUCUCAACGGGCCAGAUCUCCAGGUUACAGUAGGAGGUCUCCACGUCGCUCCAGUCCACGCCGGAGCAGCCCUUCCAGGCAGCAGAGAUCAAGCAGUAGUGACCUUCUAGCUAUGAAACUCAUGUCAUCACCUGAGCUUUCUUCAAUCGCAGACAGUGAUAUUAAAGCUAUGGUGAAGUCCUUGGCACCAGCGCUGCUGGCUGAACUAGCAAAGAAGAAAAGCAGUUCCACAGUUUCCUCAUCAAAGGGAAGUAGCAGCAGCAGCAGGCGGUCUUCCCCUCCAAAGAAAACUGAAUACUCCAGCACAAGCAGAACCUCCACCUCAAAGUCUCACAGCACUUCGAAGCCUAAUCCCAAAUAUGCGCCAGGCACCUCCUGUUUACUGAGGCUCCUUGGCCUUCCUAUUGGGACUACAAGCAAAGAUCUCACUGAUGCCAUUGAACCUUUUGGCAAGAUUUAUACUGCCAUCCUCCUCAAGGCUAUUAGAGAGGCUUCUGUCUGUAUGGAGAGAGAGGAGGAUGCCAGAGCUUUGCUCAAUUGCAAAAACUUGACAAUUCAUGGGCAAGUCAUUAGGGUCUGCAUGGAGAGGGAUGCUGAAACUGGAAGAAAAUAUAUUAAGCCUGAAAAAGUUUUCAAGAGAAAAGAAGCGACUACAACAAAACCAAUUCAGAUACCAAAAGGAAAAGCUGCAAACGUAGUUAAGGUACCUCAGCCAGCUAAAGCAAAAGAGGUGACAGGUUUCAAGGCAACUCAAGCAACUAAGGGAAAACCAACUGAGAUGAAAAAGACAGUGCCUGCAGCUAAACCUAAACCUCCUGCCAAGGUUCCAGCAGAAACAGCAGUUGCCAAGAAGGUUGUAAAGAAGGAAAUACCCUGGAGAAAAAAUAUAGUGGAAAUAACAAACCUUCCAGAGGCAGGGGUUACUGAAGAAGAACUCACCAACCUUGCUAAACCUUAUGGCUUCACUGAAACCCCUGUCAUAGCAAUCAACCAACAAAAGGCCUAUCUGCAGAUGCCCAACACCGAGGCAGUUGAAAAAAUGGUGAAGGCCUUUUCAGAGACCCCAGCUAAAGUAAAAGAGAAAGAGAUAACCAUAAAGAUGAUGAUGCAACCCAUCGAUCUGAACUACACUGAGUCAGUAUUCAGAGUGCUCAUGGGUAUGGAGAAAUCACCAGAAAUUAUGACUUUACCAGAACGGCUUCUCAUUGUUGGCAAUGUGCCAAAAAUGCUUGGGGCAAUCAAGGAAAUAGAAACUGUAGUCAAGCGCUAUGGUGUCUUCAAGAAGGUUUUACCUCUUAAUGGCAGGGUGAUUUUUGAAAUGGAAAAUGCUGCAAGUGCUCGAGCAAUCUUUAUCCGCUUCGUAAAGUUUCGUUGUACAGUCCAGGACAAGGUUCUUACCUUCCAGCUAGCCAAACCGCUCAAGCUGAAAAAGAAGCCGGAUGCAAAAGGGGCAAAACCUUCUGCUAAACCACCUGCAAAACCUAAUACUGUCAAAGCAAAACCAGUGGCUGCAGCUCCUGCUGAACCAGCUGUCAAAAAAGAUGAAAAACCUUCUGCCGCAGCUAAAACUGUUGCGCCUAAAGGAGAGGACAGUAUUGUUAUUAGCGAUAAUGAAGUAAUUUUGAUUGAAAGUGAUGAUGAAGAAAAGCUAAAAGCUAAAACAGCUGCAGCUAAACUCGCUGAGGCUACUAAAGACAGUGCAGUUCCUAAUGCAGACACAGCAGUUUCUGAGAAUAAAGUGGAAUUAAACAUCCAAGAUGCUAAAAAAUUCGGCACAGUCACCCCAGAGACUGGAUCUGUGACAAAAGAGCUUGAAACCGGGUCUUCAGUCACCAAGAUAGAAGCUGAGUCUAUAAAGAAGGAGCUUGAAGUUGAAUCCUCUGCUCCCACUUAUGAAUCUGCCACUGAAUCUGUGAACAAGGAGCUUGAGGUUACAGAAGCUACAGUUUCAGUUGAGUCUGAGAAAGCAGACCUUCAUGUGGAAUCAGCUGUUCCUGCUUCACAAUCUGCAAUUUCUGUUGAAUCUGUGAAUGAAGAACAUAAAGAGGGAUCCUCAACAUAUGCUUUAGAGUCUGGAAAGACAGAUCUUGAAGUUAAAUCUACUUCAGAAUCUGCAGUUUUAGUGGAGUCUGCAAAAGCAGAGCAUGAAUUGGUUUCUCCAGAAUCUGCCAUUCCAGUUGAGACAACUGAGCAGUCAGAGGCUGACUCGAAAAAGGAUCAGGAUGUCCCACAAGCUGAAGAUGCUCCCAAAGAACCCCUAUCUACAUCUGUGGAAGGCAAAAUUAAGGAUGAAAAGUUAGCCGAGGAUGGAGAAAUGGAGCUUGGUGCUUCAGGUGUAAGCAGUGAGGAAAUGGCAGUAGAGCCCAUGGAGACCCAGAGUACUGAAGAAACUACCAAAGACACUGAUGUCAAAGAGGAUGACUGUAAACAACAGGAGCGUAUCGUCGACAGCGAGGGCCAAUCAAAGGACUUGACACCAACUGAAAAUGUAGAGGGGGACAUUAACCUUCAAACUGAAGCUGGAUCUGAUGCAUCUGACUCCGUUCCAACCUCAGAUCCCACCUCUGACCUGCCCUCCACUUCCAAUAAAGCUUUCAGUAAUUCAUCUGUCACAGUUACAUGUGCCUCGGAUAGUCACCAUGUAGUGCCUGAGCCCUUCCUAAUAAAUGACCAGUCUUUGGACUUUCCUCCAGUUACACAGGAGAUACUGAAGGCUCUUGAAUUAGCUGUCCAUCAGUGUCGCUUACAGUCUUCAUUAAAACGAGCUGAAGAGGAAGCCAAACAGAAUGCUGAGACAGAGAAAAAAGCUGCAGAAAAGAAAACAGCAAAAGGUCAGACAGGUGCUAAAAAGCCUGCUCAAGCCACCAAGAAAGCCACUCCAGCUCAAACUAAAAAGAUGCAAGCAGAAAAGGAGAAAAAGUCUCAGAGCUCUGGGUCCAAAGGCAAGACUACUGACACCUCUUCUCCAGAGAAAGAUAGCACUUCUAGGCAUAGGACCAGAGGUAAUUCUGAAGAGGAGGGUACUACUCGCAGGCGUGGAGGAUCCUCUGGGGCUUCCUCGCUGAGGAGCAGGCGGGAAUCCAGCCCUCCAUCGAAGCGAACAAGAGGGCAUGAUGUUGAUUCCAGGAGACCCUCGAGGACUCACUCAAGAACAAGAGCAUCUGUAAAGGAAAAAGAAGACGAGUCCUUUUCAUUCAACUUUGAUGAGUUUGUGACCGUUGAUGAAGUAGGGGAUGAUGCUGAGGACAUUGUGGCCUCAACAGCAGAGUCCUCUGCCAUGGAUGAGAAUAUCGAAGAUAACCCCGAUCCCCAUACUCUUACUGCACAGUCAGAGGCAGAUCAACCCAAACCAACAGAUAGCGGUGUUCCUUCUGAGACAAGUGAAUCUGAAAUUAAUAAAUGUGUGGAAGAAUUGGAAGCCAAGGCUGAAGAAACCACACAGGUUGAUGUUGAUAUUGCAGAGGAGCAGGAAUCUCUGGAAGAUAGCUCUGAUAAACCACCAGAGACCGACAUUAGAUGUGAGACAGAAGAGCCUUGUACUGUCACAGAAACCUCUUCAGCAGAGACAAACACCAAUGAGGAGUCCCUUCCAGCUAUUAAAGAAAGUUCUGGCAUUGAAACAUUGGAUGAAUUAGAGCCAAGUCAGGCUGUUUCUUCUUCACCUUCACAAAAGGAAGGAUCCCCUCCACGUUCUGCAGAAACGCUAGAAAAAUUUAAAGAUAAUCACUCCGAGGAGCCUGAAACAUGUGCCCCUGAGAUGGAGAAUAAAGAAGAGGCAGCCGACCAGACCCCUGAACUUCCAUCCCAUGAUGCUUUGGUCACUCUUGAUGAGGUCAGCGAGGGUGAGGAAGAUUUUAUUGAUGAAACAAAUGAGGAACCGCUUUUAAAGGCAGAUGAAUUGCCUGAGAUGCUUCUAACAGUUGAUGAGGUUGGAGAUGAUGAAACUGGAAUUGAAGAAUACCAGCUGGAGAAAGAACUUCAAGGCCUAGUCACACUGGAUGAGAUUGUUGAUGAAGAAGAGGAGUUUGAUCCAGAGACUCUGGUAACCUUGGAUGAGGCCAAAGGGGAUGAUGAGGAGAUUGAGGAAUUGGAGCAGAGUGAAUCUAUGCCUACCAGUCCCAGGACCACAACACCGAUCGUACCAGAGGAACCUGUGAAAUCACCAAGACAAGAAGAUGAUGCUUGUUACCUUGAAGAGCUUCGCAAGAUGAACUUCGUAACUGUAGAUGAAGUUGGAGAGGAGGAGGAGGAGCAGCCACCUUGUGAAGAGGUCAAAGAGGAGAAGCAAGUUAAGAAGAGAGCUACAAGGGGCAGAAAGAGGGCUCGUCAGACCCCAGUGAGACGUUCCACAAGAGGAAAAAGAGGGAGCGCAAAGGUUGUAGAAGAGCCUGAAGAAGAAGAAGAACCUGAGGCGACAGCUGAACCUGAACCAAUGCCAGAGGCAUCCAUAGUUGAGAGUCCUUCUGCAGCUGUAGAAUCUGUGGAUCUUGCUGUUCAACCAGAACCACAAAAGGCUGAAACCAUGAUGGUUACAGAUUCAUUGACUGCAGAGGUAUCAGAAGAGGACAGGAUUAAAGCUAAAGAUGAUGACGGCUCCACAAAGUCAGAAACUGAUACUCCUGACACACCAGCUUCUGAUAAAAACCCCACAAUUAAAGAGGAGUCCAAGGACCGGCGUGAGAUUGACCCAAUAGAGGAACCCGAAGCCAAGAGGUCCCGCUCUCAGUCCCCUGUUAUUGAAGACUUCACUAUGCCCCCGUUCAACCCAGACAACCCCAUUGGUAUUGAUUUUGUGAUUCCCAGGACAGGUUUCUUCUGCAAACUUUGCUCUUUGUUCUACGUCAAUGAAGAUACGGCUAAGAAAAGUCACUGUAGUAGCUUAAAGCAUUACCAGAACAUGGAGAAAUACUAUAAGAAGCAGAGGUCUCAGCAGCAGCAGCAGGGUGGCUCUUCAUCACAGUCAGCAGCCAGUCAAGGUUCAGCAUCUGAAUAGUCUUUAUUAAGAGAUUUUGUUUAUUUAGUUUCUUUUUUUGUAUUAAUGCUACCGGAUGGGUCCAAUUGCUUUGUUGUAAAGUUUUAUUUGUUCUUGUUUAGAAUUUAUUAGCUCAUGCUAAAUAAAGACAUCACAAUCUCAAGUCAAA